Cladophialophora carrionii CBS 160.54 is the source of this 4017-nucleotide messenger RNA. RefSeq lists its product as uncharacterized. Gene Ontology annotation, cellular component: nucleus; proteasome regulatory particle, base subcomplex; cytosol. Gene Ontology annotation, biological process: proteasome-mediated ubiquitin-dependent protein catabolic process. NCBI's taxonomy places the organism in Eukaryota, Fungi, Ascomycota, Eurotiomycetes, Chaetothyriales, Herpotrichiellaceae. The record is from RefSeq and is a predicted model, not a curated record. The transcript is spliced from 3 exons. The coding region runs from base 1 to 4017 and encodes 1338 amino acids. Gene Ontology annotation, molecular function: polyubiquitin modification-dependent protein binding.
AUGGACAAUGGGACUCAUGGCGGCGAUGACAGAAAGCGCACCCGUGCCAGUCUCGGCCACGAGUCGCUCCCUGGAAACAAGCGUCGCAAGUCAGAGACGAGCGAAGGCAGCGGCGGCGCAAUCGAGGUUGGCAAGCGAGAAGCGCAACCGCAUGCGACACCAGACAGCCGCUUCCAACCUCCGCGGGCGUCGGGCUUUACACCGGUCAACCCGAGUGUGGUCGUCAAGGCUCAACCUGUUUCCAAGCCAGAGACACCCACCCCGGCCCAGACUCCGGGCCAAACAUUCAGCCUCAAAGACUUUAGUCUCACUAUGCGUUACCGCGGCAAGAUGUGGCACUUCAACAGUAUUGCGCACAAGGCCAAAGUCCUCGAACAAAUCCUCCUGCAAGAAGAAAAGGAUGUCGAAGCCUACCCCGUUCUGGCCUUCUCCAAGGGUGUGAAGAAAGCUUCGUUCGGUGGUAGGGAAGACUCAGAUGGAGACGAAAGUGCUUUGAAGGAUUACUUUCGCUUCUACACUCACUUCAUGAACGAGCGCUUCCCGAGCAGUGAAAAGAUCUUGUUGGAGAACGGGGUGAAGCCGUCAGCUCCCGACGUUACACCUAGCUAUCUCUCCGACCUUUUUAUGCAAUCUGCGCCUCCUGAAGUUCCCCAAAACGCGACUUCAGUAGACCCAACCCAGCAAACCCCUUCGCCUCCCACACAGCAUGGCCUUUCACACAUUGGACAGCAGGCCUCUGGCGGCACGCUUCCCAGAAGUAGCCCUAGAGAGCCAGCGCCAACCCUCGACGACACGUCGGACGGCAUCUCUGUUAGCUCGGGCGGUACUCAACGUGGACGGUCGUCGCACGCCGGACGGCUGAGCAGACAACACAGUUCCUCCCAAGAAGGUUCUCCCGGCAGCCGUAUUGACGAAUAUGAGCGAGCAUUCACAAAGUACCGAAGACCAUCCGAUGAGAUGAUCUUCCAAAUUGUCCCUUCUGCGAAAGACAAAACUUCCACCGUGUCAAUUGAGGACUUUCCAAAUGAGGUGCUCACCCACAUAUUGUCUCAUUUGCCUCCGGAAACUCUGUCUUCGAUGAGCCUGGUCUCCCAACGAUUUCACAAAUUGGUGACUACCCCUCCUGCGUGGCGCAUAGCCUUUGCGAGAUAUUUUCCAGGUGCGGAAGCCCUUGAGCUUGCAUCAGGCAAGACUGCAAGAGAUUCCGUGUCCGAUAUCGAGAAGACGCAGCGACGAUCCUUCACCCGCUUGUCGGCGCUUUCCUCAUGGAGAAGCGAAUACAUCCUUCGGACCCGGUUGUUGCGAUCGCUCGGUCGUGGUCGGCCGGCAAUUGAGGCCAUCUCGCGCUCUGGUGCUGCUCGUCAUGCGAGCAGUGCCGCCGCCGCCGCCGUAACAACCUACGCGUCUGGUCUUUACUACCCGGUGAGCCACCUGCACGCUACCUUUGGUGUAGGAUUGAACAAGAAACAACCCAUGUUCAUGCAUGGGGCUGUUGAACAGGGAGGAGUGACAGUGAGCGAUCCGGCAAACGGCAAACCCGGCACCUGGGGCACCACCGACUUUGAUGCUUUCAGACACUUCGCCGAUCAGUUUCCGGGUGAAUUACCUUAUGGCUUGAGUCCUGGCAAUGUGGUUGGCAUGCCCAAUGUCAUGGACAUCAGUCAGCCAUAUGGGAAAGUGUACGGAGAAGCCUUGCCCGGUGGUCGGCUUUUCUACACCUCCACCAGCGAGCAGCGCGGCCGUUUUGUUUCCAUCUCAUCAACCGCCGAUCAUGCACGUGGCAUCCCCGAGGCGUCCAUGAUGAACUCCGCUAUCUGCUCUGUUUGGAUCGCAAAGUCCGAAUCAGUCCUGAAGGCUACGGAUGGUCUCUUUGGAUUUCUUGCGGGAUUCUCAAAUGGAGUUCUUGGUGCAUAUGCUCUCGGCGUUAGCCCUGUACUUGACCGUCGUUACGAAAAGGGCGAGCCGACGGCGAAAUGGGUGCUCUGCCCCGGUGUACCUAUCAUUGCGAUCUGCGUCGACGAGAAGAUGUCCGUUCGACGACUGGCUAAUCAUCGUAUAUGGGCUGCCGUGUUGAACGCGCUCGGGGAGGUGUUCUAUCUGACGGAUGCUCCGACGAGACCUCACUUCACCGGCAAGGCCUCCACCGAUGAUCUCGAGCGGCUUGCGUGGCAAACCGGAAGAAGUGUGCAAUGGUCCCUUGUUGAGGCUACGCGGCGGAAGGCCAAGCCGGAUCCAUUUGGUACUGCGAAAGUCGACGGCAGCUAUAGCCCCCGAAGCUCAAGCGACAUGUCUGGGUUGAGCGUCGAUCAAAUCAUUGCUGAGACAAAGGAGGUGGAACAAUUCUUACACCACAAACCGAGACAUUUCCAGAACCUCUGUGAUGGGUGGGACAUGCAGCGGAGACUCAUUGUCGACUUUGCUGGUGACGACCAUCGCAAUGCCGGAGAAUCCGUCUUUGUCAUCGACUGUGGUCUAUAUGGAGACAGAGUGGCCGCGAUCCGACGCUUUACUCGAUCCAAGACAAAAAUCCCAGCUGAUUUCGACUUGGACAGCUGGCCCACCAUUGAGUCGACCAUGAAACGCUCGUCCAUCUUCGGUGGAAGUCCUGUGCAGCAUUCUCCGUAUGCCUCGCCUGCGCUAGGAAGCGUUCCUAGGUCGCGCACUUCCAGUCAAGACGACUCUGCGGACUCGAAGUUUCGUGAAACUUGGUUCAUCUCUAGUUUCUUGUUCGCAGAGCACCGAAAUGUUCACAUCUCGUCUUUGGCGUCUGACGACUCGGAGUUUGCCGUUCUGAAUGUCAGCGAAGAUCCCCUGCUCGGCAUGUCCGGCGGAUCAAAUGCAUCAUCUCCCCUCUCAUCUCCUAUGGGCGCUGCUUCCGCACUCAGCUCAACCUCUGAGAUGCCCGGUCGGCGCGCUCGGCUGUUCGGUAUCGGUACGACGUCAGGGGUUGUCAUGCUUUGGGAUAUGCGUGCAGGCCUCUCGCCCAGCGCUGACGUUGUCAACACUAUCCAGCCCGUGAGGAUCAUCUACACUAAAUCCCCUCAGAUUUCAUCUCUCGCGCUUACUUCGUUGUACGUCGUACAUGGUGGCAAUGAAGGCCUUGUUCAAGCAUGGGAUCCAUUGGCGUCCAGUAACGAACCCAUUCGGACUUUGAAUUCUCGAUUUUCCGAUCGAGCGAGAAGACGCAUUGCUCAGGCUGAAGCGUCCACGCAUGGAGUUGGGAACAACUUUUACGCGGCCGGUGCGAUUGUCCUAGAUCCCGACCCGACAGCUUUGCGUGGAAUGGUUUCUUUAGGAUCCUAUGUCCGAUACUGGUCGUACAGUUCCACUGCGGCCGAUGCUUACAAGAGUCGAAAGAGAGGUCAACUCCAUCGCCGAUCCGAACGCGGCAGCAAUUCGACGCCAGCCGGUCUGAAGGUCAGUGCGACUGGUCGCGGGUUGAUCAAUGAUUACAUUAGCAAUGAGAGACUAGAAGUAGAGCGGGACAAGGUCGCGAGGGAAAGGGAAAGAGACCGUUUGACCGGGAGGUUUGGCACCAAUCUGCUGGGGGAAGGGGCGAGCGAGGAGGAGAUGCUUGCAUAUGCCACCAUGCUCAGCGAGGAGGCGUUCUCCAAUGAAGAAAAGAAGAGGAAGGAGGACUACGGCAGCAGCUCGGUCGCCUCACCUAGUCUGCCGCCAGGCCGCACUGAUACUGACGCCGACCUUGAGGAGGCCAUCCGACUGAGCUUGCUAGACAGCGAACCGGUGUCAUCAUCUCCUGCAGCAGAUGAAUUCAAUAUCCCCAUCCGAUACGCGAAAAGCUCGCGUCAUGGAACACCUUCAAAGAGUGCAAAAGCCGGAAGCAGCAAGGCGCACGCUUCAGCGCAAGAGGUGGAUGAUUUGGAGUUUGCUCUGCAGCUGAGUCUCGCGGAGGAACAGAGCAGGCUUGUCAUGGAUACAGACUUCCCUGCGCUUUCACCGGCGUCGAGCAAUGGGUCAGACAGUGGAAGGGGCAAGGGAAAGUCGAGGCGUCGUUGA